UUUGGUGACGCAUCUGAACCUGGAAGUCAAGCUAUGAGGGAGGUUAUGAGGCGGUAAAGCACUUUUCACACACUCAGACUAUUCCUCCAGGUAAGGUGGAGAAGGAGGAGGAAGAGGGGGGUAGGUGAAGGGGGGAGGGAGGGGUCUUUGCUCCUGAUCGAGCUGCCUGACAGUUCCGCACUAUCGGUUGUCAGCAGGGGGACUCUCUUACCUGUUGUACCUGUGCGAAGGAGUGCCACUCGUCAUCGUCCGACUCAAAAUCAGGAUCAACUUUUUCGUCCUCCAGGAGCCCGGAGAGGUAAAAGUCGGCGAGGAAGGCUGGGAACUGAACCAGCGACUGCAGCAGGACUCCAAGCAUGGAGCCUAUCACGUCGUGGAGCGAGGACCGAGUCAGCGAGUGGCUCCAAGGUGAGCAACAUACCGCGCUGUGUGAUGUGAGCUUUUUUUUUUUUUUACACGCCUUGAUCGCCUCACAGGUACUUUGGCUCGGACCGUGGAGUCAAAAAUAGACGCGCCACACUAAAUCCUCUUGGGAGUGAAAAGUGGAGGGGGAAUGAGGAAGUGGACAGGGCUGAUAGCAGAGCCACAACAGACCUUUUUUUUCGAUCAAGGUGGUAUCUUUAGAAACAGACAGACUCCAUGUUUACUACUUUCACAGUAGGACGUGUUGCGUUCACGUGUCUUAGUAAUUGAUACAUUCCUUAGCAGAGCAGGUAAACUGCAUAUUCCUCUAUAAACUGCACAGAUUAUGCAGAUUUCUUUUUUUAAAUAUUACUUUAUACCACACUACAUAACAGUGAAGACCAAAUGUAGCUGGCAGGCCUUUUGGAAAGCUCAACUAUGCCUCAUUUUGAUUAAUACUGCAAUUGCAAGUGAACUUUAUCAACUAAACCGAACCAAACUCUCGGAUUGAAUGCAUUUUUAAAUGUUUUAGUAUAUCACAAUUGCUAACAUGAGAGUGUUAAAACUACUUCAACUAAAUACAAACUGAAAGUAAGACAUCAUAUGCAAUGUGGGGUCACAAUGUUCCAGUGGUAGCUAAUAAUAAAACUAUGACUGUGGGUACUUUUACUUUGAAAGGUUGAGUACAUUGUGUUUUUUUAUGCUUCACCUGUAUUAAACUUGAAAAGCAGAAUUUAUGUCGUUAAAGGACUGUAUUUUUCCAUCAUAGUGUUUUUCUUAAGCCUAUACUGGGCUCUUUUGUGCUUUUAUUUUGAAGGUUUUUUAACUAAAAGUCAGUACAACAGAAACCUAUGCAGCCAAAAGUUUCUAAAUCCAUAUUAUAACGUUAACGUGGUAGGUAGGUAGGUAGGUAGAUAGAUAGAUAGAUAGAUAGAUAGAUAGAUAGAUAGAUAGAUAGAUAGAUAGAUAGAUAGAUAGUAUGGUAUGGAUUGGUAUGGCUUAUUAUUAUUAUUAUUGUGCAAGAAAAUCCUUAUUCAGUAACACAUGUCAGCCUUUUUUUUUAGAUCUUAUUGCCCAACAUUUCUCCAAGCUUAUAGGCUACUUCACUUAGGAUGCCUGCAGCCCUUUCAGUCCACGCUACCUCUGCAUGUCCCUGCCUGCACAUGCCAAGGACUCUCUGCCUAUAUUAGGUUACCAUUCAUACAUAUUUACUACAUGCAUGUUUCUGUGUGUCCCCCUGCCAGGUCUGGAUGCCCCCCUGCAUCAGUACCCAGUGUCAGAGUGGCAUUUGUCAGGUGUGGACCUGCUGCAGCUGACCUCCAAGGACCUGGACAGACUGGGAGUGUAUAAAAUCGGACAUCAGGAGCUCAUACUGGAAGCUGUGGAGAAGCUGUGCUCUCUGGUGAGUCAGGAAGCGGAUUCACGUGUGUUUGUGUACAGUAGGUGUCCAUAGCAGCGCUCUGUGUAUCCAAGGCUCUGUGUGCGUGUGGCAGAGAGAAGGGUAUUUACCAAGCAGGCUACUCCUUGUCUGGGGAUACUCCUGAUAUCAGAGCAUGGGAGGGUAUUUUUCUGCUGUUGCGCUGUAUUCAGACCAUGUACUUGCUUGCACAGUGGAACCAGCAGCCACUUUUAUUUGCAAGUCCAGGCUGAAUACACAAUUGUGUCAUCCAAGAGCCUUUUGCAGCACCACAUUUUGACUUCAUUGCUUUUCUUUGCUUUGCCUUUUUUACAUCCAAAUUCCCCUUUUCAAGCAUAUCAUGUUGAAAUAGUGAAGACUUUAUUUUCUGGCUAACCUCAAAGGACUCCAUGCUUUAGCACCAAUCCAAACAGACUGAGAGCAAAUAUGCUUUUGCUCAUUACUUGUCAUGCAAAUUUCUAGGAAGAUUUUUGCUCUGCUUUAAGAAAAGAGAGAGAAAAAAAAGUCUUAUGGUUUGAUACUUUUCCUUUUUUUUUUUGUCUGCCUAAUUAAAUUUCCUCCUCGUCCAAUUUUGUGAGGGAGUUUCAGGACACUUAAAUAGUGGCGUUGGUGUGUAGGGGUGUUUUUGUGUUUCCAGAAAGGCUUUUGUUUCAUUGGAAGGACUAAUUGAGCCAGGCAAGGCUCCAGCUCUGGUGGUGUAACAGUCUUUGAACACCAAGAAAAAGCUCAAGCUGCUUAAACUGCACAUUGUGGGAUUGUUGCAAUACAGUUUGAAAUGUUCAUUAACAGUUCAAAUCAAAUUCAACAAUAAUGAGUGUGUGAAUAAAGCCCACCCGUCGUUCAAACUUCAAACAGGUGUGCGAGACAGGCAGAUUGAAGGAAAGUUUCAAUCCAUUUCAAGGAUUUACAGUUCUGAUAGUGAGCUUUUGUGUGUUUAUGUGUGCAUGCAAAUCUUGUCUGGAUGCUGCAUGGAAGGCUAACACAGGGCUCAUUCAUAAAAACAACCAUCAGACACUCACAUGGAGCAGACCAAACACGCUCAAGUGCAUGGUUACAUAAUUAACGACUACAAAGUCGGCAAGGCCAUGAAAAAUUCAUGGCCACUUGUUGAUGGAGGAUUGUUCCAGCUGGUCGACGUUUGACAACAAAGCCUGAGUGGUCCGGUCUUUCCGACCACCGAUGAGUGGGUUUGACAAUAACUAUCUCCUUUUGUUGUCAGGCGUGUGAGGUAAAAGACGCUCUGUCUUGUUAUGUUAGGAACAUUUAUUCAAAGCCACAAUUUGAUGUGGCAGCUUUGGUUGAUUUUUAUUGUGUCAAAGUGACUGAGAGGUGUUUAAGUCUUACAUAAAUAUGGUGAAAAAAAUUCUACCUCCUCCAUAUAGCAUUCACAGCCUCCGCCUUAUGAGGAGAAUCUGCUGCCUUCAACAUUAAGAUGAAAUUUUAUUCUGUUUGAAAAAGUUCAAACCAAAAAUUGACUUAACUGUGAAUGUUUCUUAGCAAUAAAUCUUAAGUUAGUCUUACAUGAUAAAAUGGGCAGUUUGACAUUGGCAGGGAUUCCCAAGCUGUGUGCUGUGACCUACAGGUGAGCCUGAAAGAGCUGCAUGAGGUCAUAAACAAAAAAUUCACAAAAAAGACAGAAUCCACCUUUAAUACAGUUGAAAAAAGACACCUUUAAUACAGUCUGUAGUUGUGAUAUCUUUCCCUUAAAACCAGCAUCAACUUUAUAACAGUGUGAGCCCCAGUUGCUCUUCUGUUGGACCCUGUCAACUGUUAAAGGGAUAUUCCAACGUAAAAUUAAUUUAGGGUCAAACACACUGUAACACCGAGUUAGACACCCCCUUGAGAGAUGAAUGUUGCUGACUGCUUGCCCCUCUAGUUUUACCAGCUUUAGUAGCCACCAAACAUUUUUUUUAGCUUUGCCUAAUUUCUUUGGCAAAGAGACUAAACACAACUCACCCACUCUCUUUCAGCAGCUGCUUGUUUGUAGCGAGCACUCAGGCCAGUCCAUUACAGACUGCUGCGGGGUGACACAGCUCAAGGAAGAACAUUUAUGAUCAUUACUUUAUCAUUUCCUUAAAGUAAUAAUCACCAUAUUAAUCAUUUUGCACUGCAGACGUGGUAGUUCUUCUGCCUUAGCGUCUUGGUCAAUUACAUUUCCAUGAAGAAAUGAUCACAAAUGUUCUUCCUUGAGCUGCGUCAUCCCGCAGCAGUCUGUAAUGAACUGGCCUGAGUGCUUGCUACAAACAAGUGGCUGCUGGAAGAGAGGAGGUAAGUUGUGUUUAGUCUCUUUGCUAAAGAAAUUAGGCAAAGUUAAUAAGAUGUUUGGUGGCUAGUCAUAUGGCUGGGACCCUUUAUGUACUGUUGAUGAAGUUAGGUGCUGUUCUGAGCAUUAUUUGUGGCUAUAGAGUGGUGUUUUGGUUAAAGUUUGUGUGUGGCUCCUCAGAUCGCUGUGUAUUGCUAUCGUGCGGUCGUUACUAAAGUUGGUAUAACUUGAAAAGCAAGCGGUCAGCAACAUUCAUCUCUCGACGGAGUGUCUAACCCAUUGUUACGGUGUGUUUGACCCUAACAUAAUUUUACGACGGAAUAUCCCUUUAACUUUUAGUAAGCACUGACCCACAUUCUUAGACUCAUCUGUUUUUGUUGUUUCCAGCAAAUCAAAUUUAAGGAUGAACUGUACACUUGUAUCUUUUGUAUCUUUUUUUGUUUGUUUGUUUUGUUUUUUGUAUGAUGUGAGCUAACUGGGUCUGAAAUAAAGUUUUAAAUUUACAUUACAUUACAUUACUUGCUGCCUAACAUGUUCUACCACACUGACAGGUGCUGUAAUAACUACAAAAUCACUGUUACUCACUUCAGCUGUCCGUGGUCUUCAUGUUUUGGCAGAUUUAUGUAGUUGGUUAACAGUUUUGUGGGGUUCUUGAUUUUAAUGUAGCUAAAAAAACAUCCUUUUCACCCCUCAGUGUUAGUACGUGUCUCCAUGAAUCUCCUCUAAGAGCAGCAAUAACCUUUCACAACCAACAUACUUCUUACAUCCUCAAAAAGAUGCAGACUAAAAAGAGGAAACAACUUUCACUGCUAUUUGAGUGUACUUUCUCCUCGUCUGUUUGAGCUGUUUUAGGUCAUUUUAUGUCAUGAAAUCUGUAUUAAACAGCAGAACUCUGUCUUCUGUGAAGAGUUGGGACACUUGAAACAGCACAUGCUCAUCUUGUGUACCAGCUGUAAAAUAUCUCAGAAGUGGAAAUAACUAGUCCCAUGUGUGUUUGAUCUGAGUGUGUACAUGUGCUCUACAGACAUAUGGUAUAGGGGGGGAGAACCUGCGUGGCCUCACAGAGAAGCUGCGCGCUGUGGCCCACACCCUCCAGAUGGGCAUCCAGAGCCGCUGGCGCCUCAACAGCUACGAUGGAGGCAUCACCGUCAGGCUGCCUGCAGGAGUCCUGCAGGUUGUAGUGGAGCUCAUCACUUCUGCCAAAGGACUCUUCUCUCUGCUCAACAGGUCUGUAAAGAGGGAGUUAUCUAACUGUUAUAUAUACAGUACUCCAAAUUCUAUUUUGUUCUGCAGUUAUUUUUCUCUAGGAAAGUGAUCUUUGGUGUCUCUCACAAAAAUAGCUCUGGCUGUAGUUUUUGUUGCUCAGGGUUUUAUGUAAAAAGGAUCGCAGUAGGUGAAAGUGGUUUACAGCUGUAGCCUUUGUACAGGAAUAUUUUUGUCUUUUACUUUUUUAACUUUCCUCUCAAGUGUUUCUUUCUUUUUUUAAUCUCUUAGCGCAAUUGCCCCUAAAUUCGUAACUUUGUAUUUCUUCAUGUCUAUCACCGGCGUGAAACCAAAUCACUGUCCAGACUUACUGGGGCCUGAGCACUGCAAAUGCAGCAGAACUUCUUUUAUAUCUUCUUCCCAAAAGGUUUUUUGCAAGGCCCUUAAACACUUUAAAACUUGCUAAACUUAACACACACCAAAAGUAGUGAUAAAGUUGUUGUUUUAUAAGUCUUGUGCAAGAGUGUAGCAAAUGGCUCCAUUGCACACCCUUGAAAUGUUCAAUAUAGAUAUCCCCAUAGUCCCUUCUUCCACUUAAGUAUGAUUGAUCAUACCAAGACUGAUAAAAAAAUCUUCUUGUAACCUACACCUAACAGUACUUUUGUCAGGUCAGUUAUUUUUUCCCUUGUUUGUCUCUUCAGGUAUCAGUUUUCUCAGCUCAGUGGAUAUACAACCAGCAAGAACAUCUUCGAUUACUGCAGAGAGCUGGGAGAAAUCGUCCACAAGGUUUGUCUAUUUCUGGCAUAAAGCAGUCAUUUCAUUGACCUCUUGUAACACAGAAUUGCUUGUUUAGUUGACUCCACUGCUCAUGUGUUCACGUAAACGUGAGGUUUUAUCUUAAGAGGAACUAUACCUGGGUGAACCUGGUUUCAGAACUUCCAAAGAGGAACAACAACCUGUGGUUUGGUCAGCUUGUUUUUGCUUGUUUUUUUUUAGUCAGACCUUAAAGUGUAGCAAGAAAAACAGGAGCACAACUCCCUUUUCUUCGUCAUUCGUUAUCUUUACAUUCCUGGCAUAUUUGCAGGCGGCUGUACCUUGAAGAAACUGUGGUGGAAAGGAUUGCCUAUGAAGAGGUCUGGUUUUGUGUGUGUUUACACCUUUGCUCUUGUUAGAAAUAUCCUUAAGAAAUAUAGAAAAGGAAGCAAUAGUAACAGCUGGAUAACUGUAUAAAAAGUGCACACAGGUAGCUAAAAACGACAGGCCUGGAUAUGUUAGAGCCCAGAGGAGGGAGGCAAAAAGGGGGAAGGCCGAGAAAGAAGGAGGAGACUGAGGGAGGGACUCCACUCGACUGCUUAAUGACUUUUAACUCCUGCAGGAGCGCAUGCCACUGAAUGAACAGCAGGGAGCCACAAGCAGACAGAGAAGACUAUCUCUGGGAGGACUCUAUAGUGACAGGAGAGAUUAACGGGAUGACACAAGUUCAGAGAAAAGAGACAAAGACAAGAUGAAGCUGCAGAUAGAAGCAGAGUGAGAGAUUAUUAGAGAGAGAGGUAAAGAGACUGGAGCUGUGGGUAAAAGAGGAGGUUCAGUAUUUAGAGGGGUUUAUAUUUAGACCUUUAUAACCGGCUCUGGACGCUUGCCAAGCACGACAGGUACAGUUUUCACCCCUCUGAUUGGAUAAUUCUCCACAAGGUGAUAAUGCUUGUGCUACUUAAACACUUUGUUUGACUGCUUAGAACAGAUCAAUCCCACACAGCACAGAUUGUAGCUUUUGUCAUUGCCUGUCGUGAUGUUUUUGCUGUUUUUAAAAGAAGUGGUGGAUUAUAUCCGUGGCUUAAUCUUGCUUUAAACAAUAAUUAGACAUUUUUCAAGUUUACAAUUAUGAAGUUGAACAAGAACAAGCCUGGGGACACUUAUGUGAUGAAUAAAGAGUUGGCGCAUGGACAUAAUUCAUAGGGGAUCAGGUUGAGAGGAAGGAAGUAUGGUUUUCAGAGAGUCUUGUUGCCCUGAUAGGAUGUUUUUAACAGUGUAAGGUGAAUCAUAUCUGUAACCCAUUGAAUGUUGUUUUUACUCUGGAUGAAUGGUACAGCACCGGGUGAGCUUUAAAUGAGUUUGAGCUUUGACUGUUUUUGCCUGAUGGUCAUCGUUUGGUUAUGUCUGGCCAUUGUUUAGUCCAUUCCUGUUAUUGAACUUAGAGUGUGGACAUUGUGUUAAAGCUUUACAGGUGGUAAUAAAUGUUGAAAAGGAGAAGCAGGUGGGUAUAUGUCUAACUAGCUUGUGAGUAGAGUAUAAACUCUGCAUAUGUUUAGGCAGGUGUGGUGUAGAACUAAAGCUCUUUGCCGGUAUCAGCUAAAGCUCAUUUUUGAAAAGAGAAAUCUGACAUGCAACAGACUUCAUCUGUCAGUUUAAGUAUCAUCAGAGCAUUAUUAACCUUCAGGGUGGGUAUAUAGAAAAUGUACAUGUCUUCAUGAUGAUCACAUCAUCAUGUGGCAUUUCAAAGUUUCGAAGUUCAGCGUUAUGCUUGUUUGUUUCAUGGCAUCUGUUUCUAGAAAACCAUCAGCGAAUAAGCUGACAUCAUCUUUUUGCAUUUCCAGAAAGGACUUUUUUUUCCUGGUGUUCUGUGUGUGUGUGUCUGAGUGCUUUUGUGUUUCAUUUGGCCUCCCCCUAAGGGCCCUCAAGGUCUGCAGUCAGCUGGUGUUGUUGGGAUCCCACACUGGCGUUGUCAGGUCUCAGAUUCUCAUUCAGUGUCAGUGUGCUCUGAGCUAGGAAAGUCACAGAGAGGAGAGAGGGACGAGAAUGUAUUAAGAGGGCUCUGCGCACCGUGCACUUCGAUCUGAGGGCAAAAAUUAAUUUGAGGAGUUAUAAGAAGGUAUGUGACUCUAAUAAUAACUUUAAACCAAGAAAAGGAAAUCACAUUGGGAGAUUAAGCAGCUCCUAAAUCAUUUUCUAACUGUUUCCUUUUUUUAAGGGCUCCUUUUUGUUAUGUAAUGAACGUCUUUGCCCAAGAAUAUUAUCAUAGAAAACAUGAUACUAAAAACAGCUCCAUUAUGCUUAAAAGGCAAUGAACGACAUCUCUUUGUUUUGGCAGACUUAUUUAAAGCUCAGGAUGUAGGAAAAAAUGAGAGGCUUGAACGCAACUUUUUUAUGGUGCCAAAAAAAAGAGAGUUUGAAAAACAGGCUGCAGAAUUUAGUGGAAAAAAACAAGGACGUAAACACUGAGGAAAGGGGCCAAGGCAGGGGUGGUACGAUGUGAAGGGAAAGGUGAGAAGCAGGUGCAAAAGAGAUCUGACAUCAAGAGGUCUCAUGGUCUUUAUAUAGCAAGUCAUUGACCUGGUGGUGGCAAAUGGAAGAUAUCUGCUGGGGAAGUCCAAGUAUGUAAACAGAGACACAUGGAACAUGUUGGGGCUUGACUUUGGGAGGCUUUUAUUUUGAAAGGCUUCGCUGUAUAGCAUUAUCUAAUUAAGUCACAGUCAAAACAAAAAUGAAAGGCAAUAGUCAAAUUCUGUUCACUGGUAUUUCAUCAGUAGUCUGUGUUCACCUAUGUAGGUAAGUGUUGUAUGUGUCAGGCACCCCUGUGUAAUCAUUUUGGUGUAUGUGUGUCCAUGUAGGUUUUUGUUUCCUCUUCUUUUUUUAGGAAGGAAACUCCCACAUAAACGCUUCUCUUUGUUUCCAAGACAACUAUAAAGAAAACAGCUUUCAGGCACAGAGAAUUGCUGUAAAGUCAGCUCUCCACCUGAUAAAGCUGCAUGAACACACACACAUACAAACACACACCAGGCUUCACAAUACAAGACCUUUCUUCUACUGAAUGAAGACAGCUGCUUGUAUCUGUGCAGUGCAGCCGAGGGGAAUGACUUGUGCUUUUCUGCAUUAAUAGCAAUGCUGCGAAUCACUUUUGUCAUUAAGUAAAAGGGUAAAACUUUGAUCUAAGAUGGUUUGAGAGUUGGUGCAGCUCGUUAUGUAUUAAAUUGCCCACCACCUUUUUACAGAGGCUCAUCUUUAGUUAAAGGUCAAUCAUGAAAGUCUGUCUGUGGAUUGAACUUUCAUCCAGUUGUUUCUGAAAGGUCAAUACAGCGAAAAUAUUGCUUAUUGUAGUCCUGUGGGAAUCAGUAGUUUGGAGUGACAUAAUGUGGCGCCACAUCAACAGUCUUACUUCACUUCCUGGGAGCACUGAGCCAGGUUGGUGUGGAUGUUGUGUAACUUUAGACCCUCUUGUUCAGCUGAGGUUUCAAGGAGAACUUAAACGGUUUGAUGUCUGACUGUGGCCUUUGACUUGACAGAAAAACCUGAGGGGUUUGAUUAAGAAUGGAAGCAGUUGUUUGAAAGAGAAGUGUUUCAGUAAAUGUCCUGUUUCAGAGAGAAAUCAAUAGAAGAGCAAAUAAGUGGAGCGUGAACAUGCUGGAGGCUGUCGGGGACUAAAUACGUCUGUACUAGACUUUCUGUCCUCUUCUCCUGUUUCCACUCUAUUGCUCAUGUGUCUCUGCCUAAGCAAGGACACAUAUGCUCAACACCUAGAAAAGUAUAAAAACUGGCUUUAAUUUGAACAUUUAGUGUUGUUUCUGUUGAUAUUUUAACCUAUUGAAUCAGAUCAGACAGUGAUUUUGUUCUUGCCAGUCUGAGGCACACCACACCCUCCUGGUAUCAACACCAGUUUCACUGCAGAAGUGAACCUGUUGGCCACCUCACACACAUUCAUGCGUUGUUCUGGCAGAGUUAAAAAGAAACUGGUUUUGGUGCUAUCCCACAGGAAGUGGUAAGAGAAAGCAGAGGUGGGGACUUGGCUGAGUUUUUACCUUGUAUCUUGAAAGCUUAUGGCCAGAAACUGGAAAUAAAGAGGUGUUACUCAUGAAGCAAAAGGAGAAGUGAUGAUUGACUGUAGGAGGUGUUAGCCAGAUUUAUAUUGUAGCUUUUAUUUAUGGUUGACAACUCAGAUUGGGGUAAGUUAUGAUAGUGUUUAUUUUGUUGGUUUAAAUACCUGGUCAGCAUUUGUAACUCCUAAAACCUGUCUGCAUCCAGCUUACACAUUCAACUGUAAUAAUAUAACCAAAUAUAUUUACAUUUAGUGUUCAAUUUUACAAGCUCGACUCUAUUUUCAUUACAGCCAUCCACGUGGCAUUUGUUGUAGAUUUUGUGCUUUGCAGUGGUGAAUCAGCAUCAGCAUGUUAGCAUUGUUGAGAUAAGAUAGCAUGCUUAUGUUAGCAUUUAGCUCAUGAAAUCAGAGCGACUCAGCUUACUGCGGCAUCAUCGUCAGGUAUAAACUCUGCUUAGUGGCUAAAAGUAAUUCUUAAUCUAUUUUGAGAUAGAUUAACCCACGUCUGUUUGCACUGAUAAUAUGUUUUUGGUUGUGUUAGCAGCUAGCUUAGAGAAAAGUUACACCUCCAGGUCCAGCACCUUCCUACUUUAAAGCCUGUCACUUUUAAUUUAAUUUGAGUAUACAGCUAAUAUGCCAUGCCGGAGUACUUAGCUUGAGUAGUUAUCAAGAUGAGCAUGUUUGGGUGUUUAUACUGAGCUUUAGGUGGUUUGUUAUGGUGUAAAUGAAUAUAUCUCAGGUUUUGUCUCUGGAGUACACAGCCUGCUCGAGGGGGAUAGCAACACCCUCACAAAAACAAACACCGAGCUGACAGAAAAACUGAACUGACCAGUAGUCAUGACAGGAUCUUUUCCUAGUCGAACCCCUCCCAGCAGACUUGUGUCACAGCCUGUAAUUAGCACUGACAUCCACCGUGUUCCCUGUUGAUCCUUCACUACAUUUCACAAGGAUUAGUUUCCUCUUACAGUCCUUAUGUGAGACAAAACAACAACCGGAAAAUGGGAAUUAGCUCCAUAAUAUGUGGUGAUUUUCAGUGAAAUAAGUAUUACAUGGUUUAUUUUAUUACAUUCUUAGAGCUCCACCAUAAUAAAGAUGGAGUUAAAUAUGAGGAAUUACAGGCCUAAUACAUCUGAAGUGACUUCCACUGCCUUUGGAUUUCUUUGGACUUUCACUUCCUGCUUCAAGCUGUGAAGAGGAAAUAGGACAUGAGUUUUGUCUGAUUGUCCCAUUUCCACAAAUCAAUAUCUUCUGUGUGAAUUUUUGGUGAUCUGCUCAGUGAAACUCAUGUCAGAUUGUUUUACUCUUUCAACAGCAAACGUCUGUCUUUGAAAAAGAAAAGGACAUCAUCUCUGUGGUAAGUGUGCAAUCUAUAUUCAUGUUUUUAUCCUGGUAAAAACAAUAAGAUAUUCUUCACAGUGAAAUGUGUUUUAUUUCAUCCUCCAGUGCCGUCAGAUGGUCGCAGUUUGUGAUGAAAUCCUAAAUUCUAGCUCUGAGUCCUUUCUUACUCACACUGCUGAGCUGGAGAGUGUCGACCUGGUUCCUGUCUCACCUGGGGACCAGCUGGUAAAGACUUAUUACUCUGUACUUUAUGGCUUUUUUAAACCAUGAGGAUUUUUGACUUUUAUGAAAUAGACUUAAAUUCAAAUUUGCGUCUCGUCACUUUUAAUGCAUGAAACUGGCGUGAGGAGGUAGGAGUCAGCCAAGCAGCUAAAAAAACAGCCCUGUUCUUACAAUUUCUACAUAAAAUACUCAAAAGUGAAGAGGAGGAGUUUUUAUUGUCAAAAAUAACACUUAAGCAUGUAGAGGACAAGAUAAGCGAAGACUGCUUUGUCCACAGGGGGCGCCAAAACUGAGUGCCCUUAACAUUUGAACCAAUCAAAAGACUCUAAAUGCCAUAGUGCAGGUUUUUUAAAAUGUAGUUUUGGUGUCUUUAGAUGUUCAGCUGCUGGAAAAUAAAGGAGAAAAAUUAAAAUGAAUGAUGCUGUUUGUCUUUAGGCUGGCACAGUUAGUUAGAUACCCAAUCAGGCUUGCUAUCAAUUUUGAAACAAGAUACAUUAUUGUGCAUUUCCCAAAGUAAACAGUUACUUUCUAUCUAGCUUAUCAACUUGGAGAAAUUUCUAAUUUUAUUUUAGAUUAUGUUGAAAUGAAUGUUUUCAGCCAUUUUUUUUAAUUAAUCCUGACAAUUUGUAGACACAGUUGAUUUAUAAUUCCAGUCAUGAUGAAUCACGAUAUUCAUGAAUAAUGAAACAGUCAUUUUUAAUCACAAUCAUCCAACUGUGAUUAACACAAAAUCUUCCACCAAAGUGAAAGGAGAUAUUUUUGAAGCUGUUAAUUACAGUCAGUAUCGACUCCCUUAAAGUUCUUUGAAGGUCUCCUUCAGAAGAUAUUUUUUUAACAACACCCUCUGGAGGAUUUUUCUUUUUUUGCCACCUGUUUGUCUCAUCUUUAAAUCAUACCUCUCUUUCUAUUUCAUCAUCUCACUACCCCAUUGGCUAUCUGAGCAUCUUCUUACCUCCUGUCUUAUUUUUUUUCUCAAUCAUGCUGCAGUUUUCAGUGUUGAUCACAACCUGGAGAUUUCCAUCCUGAUCUGUUUCCGCUCAUCCUUUCUUUCAUCAAACUCAAGGUUUCCUCCUUUGUUGUUUAUCAGCUCCUCUUUAAAACCUUCCUCACUCCUAUUUGUUCAUGAACCCUUUCUGUUUAUGUCCCUUCUCCCCCUGAUGCCAUGUAUUAUAAUUAUUAUAGUUCUUAGUCUACCUUGUCUAGUGUCCUCAUUUGUUUCUCCUAAGCAAUUUUCAAUACUUUUGUUCAAUUUCCUUUCCUUUGUGUCCUCAGUCCAUUAGGUAAAAAUGUCUUUCAUGUAAGAAGAUAAUAGCAGCCCCAUUUCCUGUGUUUCUAGUUCCAUCUCAUCACCUCAGAUGCUUCAGAAUAACAGACACUUUGUUGUCUUUGAGUCCCCAGACGCAUAUACCGUGUCAGGUUUUCAAUAAACUGUAGCAGGUAAUUUUUCACGAUGUUUCUGCCGUAGAACAAGGUCAUUUUUACAAAUGUGCUCGACAACAGACGACAAUCCCUGAUUAUCCCGGUCUGACAGAGAGGAAUUGAUUUGAGCACAUCACAGAUAACGAGGUCAGCCUCUAAAUGAUUGAAAAUAAUGGGAACAAAAGACAAAAAGGGGAGGCAAAAGGGAUUACAAUUCGCAUACGCUGAAUGUACAAACAAUGAAGUCCGCUUGUUCAUUCAUAAAGAAGAUGUGAACUCAUAUGGGAAAGGUCGCCUCCCAUCUUUUUUAACUUGCCUUAAAGUUUAAUGUGUUCCUGUCACAAAAAAAGAAAGUGAAGAUAGAGAGAGGAUGUCUGUGAUUUCAAAAAGAGGUUUAGGGACAUGACUAACAAAACAGUGACUCAGCUGUUAUCCUCAUCCAUCACUGAAAAAUGGAUUCGCCCUGUCACAGAAAAUGAUAGGUUUUGUGUAUUUCAAUGAUAAUAUAACAGCCUUUUGUUUGGACUGAGGAAAAGAAUAACAGAGUACUGGCACAAAGGUCAGGUCUAUAUCUCUGAAAUGUUGUUGUUGUGAAGCUAUCUCUGCUAAACACAGAGGAAGUCAUCAAAGUACCCCCCAAAUUAUAGUGAUUUUUGUCAAUCUUUCAUUUUACCACUAAGAUACUAUUUCUGAGCACUGAAUGAAGGAAAUAUGACAGCCUGUGUGCUUUAUUUGUGUCAGUAAAAACCAUUCACCACGACAUUCACCAGUUUGUCAUGCAUUACCUGAAAGCGAAACUCGAUGCAAAGUUUAAUAGUAAUUUUCCUCUGCAGAAAUUGUUCAGUGGAAGUCAAAGUGUCAAGAAUUUACACAUUUUUUAACUUUCCUCCUGUGUUAGCUUUACUACACACCCACUAUGUUAAGGGUCGGUUUCAACCCGUGUCUUAAAUCAGCUGUAAAUUACACUAAAAACAAUUCUCUAUCAUCCAGUUUGGUUCUCAUCUCUAGGUUACCUUGUUCGGCCUCAUUAUCCAUGAAAAUAUUGCUUAUUAUAUUUUUUGUUGUGGUCCUCUGGGCCUUUCUUUGUCAGUAUACCUCUCACACAUACAGCUAUACUGAGCUGAUUUCACAUGUCUAGAAAUGCAACAUAGUUUUUUGUGAGGGAAAAAACAGGCAAAAUGAGAAUAUCCUAAAUCUCACAUGAUUGAAAGAGGAUCUGACUGUCAGUGUGGUGCCUGACAGUGCACGUAUGAUUUUAGUUUUCGCUCUUAUUAUUAGAUAUUAAUCUAACCGGGUCAACAGCGACCCUAACACCACAAGUGCCAUAAUUUUAAUAAGAGCAUUUUAUAAUUUAGUCAAUUUAAUUUUUUUAGUUUUUAUUUUGUUGAAAUAGAGGUUCCUGACAAAGUCAAAAAGUCUUGAUGCAAAACAGCUAAUUUAAGUGGUUCUUUUAAGCAUUUAAAAACAAUAACAGGUCAGUGCAGACCCUAACACAGGAGGAGGGUUAAACAUUUUCCAUCAAAACUUUAAGAAAAUUUCAACAACACCUUUAGGACCUUUUUGGCAAUUUCCAAAAAUUUCAUAAAAUCUUUUGCUGAAUUUUUUUGGCAAGUUUAGUUUUUAAGCCAAGUCUAGAAAUUUUAAUUCUUAAAGAAAUCUAUGUGUUUAUUCUUGUCUUAUUAAGCAUCCAUAGUACCUUGCGUGACUACGGUUAUUAUCUGUUCGAUGUUUAAAUUGAUUGGGCACUGGCUUAACUUUGCAGAUGGCGCAGAUGCCUCAAGGUUUCUGUCUGUGUUGCAUUGAUCGCAGGUGCGGACCCUAGACCUUGACACUUAAAUGAUGGCGCUCUCCCCUCCUCGACAUUUCCUGUCUCUUCGUUUUUCAAUUAGAGCUAAAAAGCUCAAAAAUAGACAGAAAAAAAAUAUAUAUUCAUGUGUCUGUUCUCAUGUGACCUGUAACGAUUGCAGCUUUCUGCACUGUGAUCUGUUUGCUCUCUCCAUUAUGACCCAAAGUAAUCAAUCAAGGCAGGCUGAUGGGUAAUUACAGGCUGAGCCAUUGAUACAUCUGGAGACAGGCAUCAAUAUCGCUGCAGAAUCAAGCAGUCAUGACAGAAACGGUGCAAUGUUUAUGAGUCCAUUAGUGUGAAUCAUUGUGAGUCAGUGACAUGCAGACCUGACUCUGGAUUCUGCAGGUUUUAUCCCUCUGAAAUGUAUAAAGCAUCUUUUUGUUCCUCUCUUUCGCUCUCUAACAGGGAAUCGAGAUAACAUCUACGGGCUCCAGUAACCACUACGUGACCGGGACUGUAGUCGAGGUCAGACGCAUUCAUUUACUCUCCUGCUCUCCCUGUUUACUCAACUUACAAAACACACAGACACGCACACACAUACAGUUAACAAUUGCUCCCACCUCAGUGCUCUUAGCCAAUCCCCCCUGGAAAGCAGCAUGACUCAAAUUCAGCUCCUCUUGAACCAGAGACCAAAAGGUUAACUUCUACUCCGGAGAGGAGUCUGAAGCCUCGCAGGGUUUCAUUUUCAAAUCACCUGUAGAGGUCCCUGACAUGUCAGAGCGUGACAAAGGUAACAAGCUGUGACCACAUGGCUCUUUUUCAGCACAUAUUUCUGUCAGAGAUAAGACCUUUUUUUAGCUGAAAAGCUGAAAGCUUGACGCAGAAAUCAAAGUCACUCUGGUGGUGCUCUUAUCUGGAAGGAUCAGGAUGUAUAUUUACAGGAAUAGAGAACAAGAAUAAAGUAGCAGCAGAAAUAUCCUAUUUUUUCCGACUCUACAUUUGUGACCUUAAACCCUUAUUUUCAACACCAGGAGAAUCAGUCUGCAAGUAUUUAUGUUUCUUCUAAGAACCCUGUUUAGCACAUUAGAAGUAUAAAAUUUGGAUUUGGAGUCGUUUAUCAUGAAAGGCUGAGCUGUUUACGAGACAGAAAUCCCCCAGAACUACAUUUAAAUGGCAUUUUAUUUUUAGUUGUGGGCUUAUCUUUCAUUGCUUCUCUGCUUUGAAACGGAAACCAAUCUGAGCCCUUGUGCUUCUGAUACUUUGUAUGAUUAAUACUGUAUGUACUCGUGGCUGCAGACUGCGAUCUGCUCAUGAACAGGGAUCUCUUAACUAUAACACGGCUUGCAACAACUAUUUGUUUAAUUAGUUAAAAGUUUAAUGUUCUUUGUUUCGUAUUUUACCUAAAUAAGAUAUUUUUUUCCAUUGUACUGUUUUAUAUAGAUUAGGGAACAGGGAAGGUAUUUAUUCACUGCUGAAUUAUUUAUACUCACAGCAAAUCUAGCUCUGAGGAUUUAGAACAUUAAAAGAGUCUCAUUUUUGUAGUUUAAUGGCUAUUUGGCUUCUCUGGGAAAUAAAACCAUCCCAUUGCAGAAGCAAGGGUUAAUGAAUUUCUGAGAAAACCAACAAUCACUGGGGCCAUAAGGCUUUUAAACUAAACUGGAGAGCAGAGCAGGGUUGAAGGAGUGUUUAUCAGCCUGAAGAAGAAGAAGAAGAGGAAGAAGAGGAGCUCGUAAACUGAGUGAGGGUAAAGCUCUCCUGAGGGACAUGAAGAUGGGAGAUGUUAUUUUUCCAUGAUGUCAACAACAAAGUACCCCUGACUCCCCUGCUGCUGCUGCUGCUGCUGCUGCUGUUACAUCACUGCAGCUGACUGCAACAAGAGACGUGACCACUGCCCACACUCACUAACAACACAUGCACGCACGCACACACACACACACACACACAGUGGAGCUUUUGUGCAACUAUGCAGUCUUUCCACUGCUCCACACAGAGAUUCAGCCACACCAAGGUGCUUAUUCUUUGCAGUAGUCCAUUAUUUAUGGGCUGUAGUUGAAUUUAUAAAGACAUGGCACCCAUGUGGUGGAGUCAUGUGAAUUCAGAAGGUAUUUAAUACUUAGGAUCAACUCAACAACUGAUGCUUCAAUCAUGUUAUUUGCAUUUGUUCCGGUUUCUUUACAUGGCUUUAUUCGACACACUGUAUGUUGAAGUUGUUGGGUGGUGGAGUUACAAAUCAUGUUGCAAACUCUAAUACAACAUCACCAAUUUAGGGUUUCCAGUUACUCCCAGCCUCAAAGGAAAUUUUGCAACCACAUUAAAAGUUUUAAGAAUAACUAUAAAAAUGUUUUUUUUUUCCUGUAUGUUUUGAAAUGUAGAUAGUGUGAUGCCUGAAUGAGAUAUUGGAAAGCAAACAUACAUAGAACAAAUUAAAUUCAUACGUUUACUUAUACAGAAAAGUUGAUAAUACCCUUAUGCAAGAGAAGUGCUCUCAUGCAUCCACGAAAAAUUGAAAUGCACGUUACAGAAAUUGAAAAAACUCUCAGUGUGUGGAGCAAAAUAUGAAAUGAAUCUCUUAAAAUGAUAAACAAAUAAUUAAAAGUUAGAGCAGACAAAGCUCAUUUGUUUUGAAUUAAUCUUUGAAUUAUUUACUCGUCUUUUGCAGCCGUCAGCUGAUACUUUUGUGAAGAUCUUGGCAGGUGAUGAAGUGAUUCAAGUCAAUGACCAGAUAGUGGUAAGAGCUGCAUUAUUUAUACUACUCAUGGACACAAUCCUGUUUUUUUAUUGUGUAUGUGUGACGAUGCAAAUAUGAAGUGUGAAGUGUCUUAGCUCCAAGGUAACUGAGAAAAACCUCUGCACCUGGGUUAUUCCUGCAAAAUGUUUCAGUGUCUGAAAUAAUAAGUGUUACCGGGAAUAAUGAUGUGUGUCUGCUGCUGCUGCUGCUGCUGCCUCAGGUGGGCUGGAGCAGAGCUAACCUGGUGAAGAAGCUGAAGGAGAAUCCCAGUGGAGUCACUCUGGUCCUGAAGAAGAUUCCUGGAUCACUGAGACGCAAAGACUCGGUCCCGCUCUCCCCCACACAGGUUAGGGGUCAUUAAAAAUGUUGUCAAUGCCAGUAUCAUCCCCCCAUCGUUUUAAAUUUACCAGAGUGAAAGUUAAAGCUGUAGAUGAUACAGAUCCAGACACAGAAACACAUCGUCACCCUAAUAAAAUAAUGGCCUAAGUCAUGUUUUGAUGAAAAUUAGUUUUUGGCCUAAAUCAUCUUAUGAUAAUGCUUAGAUCCAUAGUUGAAAGGAUCAUGCCGUGCCAUGACCCUCUAAACUAAGGAUUUAGGUGAUUUUACCAGAGAUGGCCAGCAUUAUCAAGAGGUAAUUUAGGCCAAAAACUACAAUGACUUAGGUCAUUAUUUUAAUAGAGUGACAACAUGAGAAAAAACAAAACCCUCCCCCACUCAUAGCUUUGGUUGCAGGAAGAUCAGACUCUCUGAUUUUGAACAUUAAAGGUACUUUUAGGGCUUGUUUCCAUUUAAAGCAUAUUUUGCACAUUUCCAGAGCUUAUUUUCUCAAGCAUAAAAGACCCCCAGCAUCAGCUGAUUUUGAUCACCGUGCUAGCAAUUAGAGACAGUCAUAAUGAGGGGUUUAUACUUGCAAGUGCAGGGAUACUUUUUCUUUUGAGUGUUUUGACUUUUUUUAAAAGUCCAUUAAGUGCAGGUCAAUAAGAAGCAUGUAGAACAUUUUAAAACACACUCAACAAAGGGGGGUAGAAAUGAAAAAGGAGUAACUUGACUAACCUAACAACGGUAAGCAUCAGUGUAAAAUGUAAAAUGCACUGAAAUUAAGGUUAUUGGUGCUGUGUUGCAAUGCCUAAAAAAAUGCUGCUAGUGGACACAGGCCCUAAACUCACUAAUAUCAAGAUUUGUAUUGAGUAUAUAGAAAUAAGUGUUUUAUGUUGUCUUUUUAUGGUAAUUGCAUUCUUCUCCUUCUUACCUCUUUACUCUAACAUGACCUGAGAGGUUUGAGAGCACAAUUUAGAACAUUUAAAAAAACUAUUCAAAGUAAUUCAAAGCUAACAAUAUCAUAGAUGCGCCCAGACCACUUAGAUUUUCCACUACUCUGUGUCUGGUUUGGAUCCUUUCAUCUAUAGUUGAACGUGAAAUCAUCAGUAAAAGAUGGAUUGUUCACCCACUGAUCCUGUGCAUUUCCAUCUCAUGAGAUUCUGCACUAGUCACUCUGCAGACUGUCUUUAAACUGUAUGCUGAAUUUGCACACACACACACUGCACAUUUCACACCCCCUUGUGACCCUCACCAUGUUAAUCUGUGAUCAAGCUGCUGCCUGAGGGUGAGGAAGCACACAUAAGGAGAUGUGAAUCAGCUGAGUGUAUCAGCUCACUUGAUGCUCGGCUUUCAGAGAGACUGUGUGUGUGUGUGUGUCCCUUUCUAUAAGCCACAGCGAACACAAACAGACACCUGAGGAGAAGACUGCCAUCACAGUCCACAUGAUGUCCACCUCCUUAUCCCUCCGCUAACCUCUAAACAAACCCACGCGGUUACAGUUUACCGUGUGCGCUCAUGCUUGUGUUUCUGCUUAUUGUUUCUUCUUAGAAAGAGGAAGAGGAGACAGAGGAGAGGUCAGAAGAGGAGGAGGAGAACCCGAGGCACUCCAUAUUUGAGAGGGUAGCAGCUUCUGUCAGGUCACUGUCUUUUAGGUAAGAACUGGAUCACUUACAAGCCUACAGCCGGACAUUUAAACAAGAUUAGUUUACAGGCAUGAUCAUAAACUCAUAAGGAGAAGUUGACAGAUUGGAAAUAAGAAGAAAAUUUACAGCUUUUACUUCGCUGACAGAGAGCCGGUUUCAUUUUAGCACUUUUCACAGAUGUGGCACAAACAGUAAGUGUUGCUGAGCCCGCAGCACCUGCAUCCACACUUUUAAGUUCCUUUCCUCAUGGUCUCUUUGAAUGAUUCAUUAUUUAAUUACUGAGCACCUGCUCUUUUCACAAUGUUUUCAGAAAACUAGUGUUGUGAUUUAGCACCAUAAAGACGAAAAUUGAUUGAUUAAUUGAAGCCUGUAAUAGAAACCUUAAUCUGCUGCUUCGUUAUUGGAAACACUCAAAUUUAAUCAUCUCCCACUCUAUGUCUGCUCAGGAUCAUUAUGCACACAGACCAUUCAGCCUCAGGGAUGAAUACAGAAGCUUUUAGAGAGAGAGAGAGAGAGAUGUCGCACAAUCAACAUUUUAUGUGUUUGGAUAAGAGCUACACAGGGAAUUUUCAAUGUAAAACACCUAACAUGACCUGAAUAAGCUAAUGGAGGGAUGUUAUCUCGCCAUAUUUAUAAUUAUAUUCAAUCUUUUAUAUGAAAAGUCGAUGUUUAAUAAGCUGAUAAGUCCACCUGAGAGAACUCGCAGUAUUCAGAAAAAUUGAAGCUCUGCGCUCCAGAGCAUGGUGGACGAAAAUUUGGUCCAAUAAAAACUCCAGAGAAUUUACCCGGUACAGCUGAGCCUCCCACGGACCCUUUUGACCCCAUUAAUCUGCCAGGACCCAGUAGGUUUGCGAUGAGGUCACACUGCAAAUGCCAUAAAUUCUUAUUCUAUCACACCCACCGUUCCCCCCUUGACUGGAAAUGAGAGAGAGGGAGGAGAAAGAGGAAAAAAAGUCGAUGGAAGGAGUUUGUGAGAGAUGAGGAAAGACACGAAUAAGGUGAGGCGGAAAAAAAGAAAAAAGGAAGGAGGGAGGAAAGAGAGUGAUGGAGAGGCAAGAGGAGAUGGUGAGAGCUGAUGGAGAGCAGGCGGGCUCAGAAAAAUGGAAGGAGUAGGCGGGGACGGCGCAUUAAAGGUUAUAAAUGAUCCUGUCACAUCCUGAUACACUUAGUCCAGUCUAAAGGGAAAACAAGCGCAAACUUUUGACUUCUGCCACAGAGUCAUAUUUCACCGCUUUAAAAACCUGUUCAUGACGUUACACUUCAUUAUAAUCUCUCUUUCUGUUGAAGACCGACAUCAUGGUGGUAAAGAGAGGCUUUUCUGCCAGUCGCUGGGCAUUAUUCAUUGGCUUUGAAUUCCAAAACUCUGACGAUGCAGCGUCUUGAAUUCAGCUUCAUGGAUUCGCUUUUGGACCUUUUUUUGUUUGUUUUCCUUUUCUCCAGGAAAGCCAUUCAAGGGCCAGAAGCAGCGCAGCAGCCUAUGGGACAGGAGGAAUCUGAUUUGUCCACCAACAAGGAGGCGGAGGGGGGUCUGACGGUCACUUCAUAUCAAAACCAGCAGAAGGGGCUGUCACCACUUUCUAUCACAGGUAAGAAAUCGCAGAGUCGAGUCAGGCCUCAGGGCUCUUUGUUCACUUUACUCGCUGUGACAUGAGCUGUGAUAGAAGAUCCUGCUCAGACAGAGGGGAUUUAUAUAUAAAUAUGAGACAUUAGCUGCCAUGUUAGCCCUCCAGAUGUUGGUAUAAGAUGUUAAUUAAAGCAGCGGUAGAAUACUAUUACACACGGUCUACAGGGAGUGAUAACGCUUUCUUGAUUUGAUUAGCUGCAAAAGGGAAUUGAGAAGGACCAAGGGGUGAUUUUUGGAGUCUGUGAAGUAACAGGAGCUCGAGAGUUUUGUUUUCCUCUUCAUCAUAAUUAAAAUGAUAAUAGAAAUAAAAUGUGAGUGAUUAUUUUAACAAAAAUGUUGAUUUGAAGAGGAUUUUAUUGAUAUGGCCAGAGUUAAGUAAAAGAACCACUUAUUAAAAGGAAGGAAGAAGGACAUUAACUAUCGGGUGUUGUCUCAAAUGAUUAAUGUACUUAUUUAUUCUAUUUAUGUUGUAAUUUAUAUAUAAAUAUAAUUUAAUUUUGCUGGAGACUGACUGUUUUUAUUGAGUAAAGGAGAAGGGAUAGGUUUUAAAAAAAAAAACAUAAUGCUUCAUCGUACUCCUUUUCGGACAUGUUGGGUUUGCAUUAUUAUUAUUAUUAUUAUUAGUUUUUUUUUAUUAUUAUAAUUAUUAUUUUAUUUUAUUAUAUUUUUACUUUUUUGCUUUGAUUAUUGUUAUUGCAAUUUUGAAUAUUCUCACUGGUUAUGUCUGUUUUCAGUUUACUUUUGGUGUUGCACGCACAUGCUCGAAAAAAAUAAAAAAAUAAAAAAUGAAACCAGGUAAUAAAAGCGUAUUAAAUGUCUUAUAUAGAUUCAAAGUGAACUUAAACUGUGUGUUUGAAUAUUUAAUGUUACUUGACAUAGUAUAUCCUUGCUUUUUUUAGGGACUGAGGUACAACGUUCAGAGAGUUCGCGGCUCUCUCCAAGACUAAGAAGAGAUCGGUCACCUUCACCCAGAAGUCCCUCCCCAUUUGAAUUCAGCAGUCAUUCCCCUCAGGGAGUCAACCAGGAGAGAGCGAGCGUCAGUUCCUGCCCUGAAAUGGUGGGACACACGGUGAGCAGAGAAAGACAGACAUGCAGAUAUUUUAAAGAAAUGUUUAAACCCCCACAUUAAAACCGACUAAAGUUUACUUUCCUAACUUGUAGAUAUAUAUAACUAAACUGUUGCUUUCUUUUUAGGGGAAUAAAGAAACGAAGAAAACCUCUGUAAAAGGUAAAAAUUGUGCUGAAAAAGAAAAACGUGCUAAAUUAGAAACACCCGGUUAAAGCCAAAUCAGGCCAGAGUUUGAAGAAUUUCUGGUUUAAGGUUUAAGUUUCCCACUUAUGAAUGGAUGAUCCUUCAGUAUAUGGAAUUCAUAACUUAUGGCCAUAACUUUCAAGGUGAGGGCAAUUUCAAAAACAGAGAGUAAGCCCCCACAUCAGUGAAAUGCUCCACAUCUCACUGCUACCUUCUCAGUGAUUUUUUCUUUCACCCCACCAUCCUUUCGUUCUCCUUCCAGGCAUGACGACGGCCCUGAGUCGGCGCCGUGUGUCCUGCCGUGAACUGGGUCGACCUGACUGUGACGGCUGGUUGUGGAAGAAGAGAAGGGACAGCAGUGUUUUCAUAGCCCAGAAGUGGCAGCGCUUCUGGUUCAUCCUGACGGGGCCUUCACUCUACUGGUACACAAGCCAACAGGUGGGAAAGAGAAACUACGGAGAAAUUUCAUCUAUGUUGAUCAAAUUUAAAGGCCUACAAACAAGAUCAUCUCUGCACUACCGGUUUACAACUAAAGCUUUUAAUUGUUUUCUCUGCAGGAUGAGAAGGCGGAGGGUUUCGUCAACAUCUCCAGCUAUAACAUAGAGAGCGCUGGAGAGCACAAGAGAAAAUAGUAAGCAUUGACUCCUAGAUGGAUGGCAUGAACAGACGUUUUUUUUAUCGGAAUAUGCGUGGAAAUAUCAUUUGAAGGUUUUAUUAACAUGGCUAUAAUAAUUAGAAACUGUUAAAGUAUUUAGUUUUUAUAGACAUAGCUUGGAGCUUUAAAACAGAGGCUUCAUUGUCCCCUCAUGCACAGUUAAAAUGCCUCUUGGGUUUAUGAAGUAUGCCUAUAUGACGCCAGAAAAUGUGUGAAAUGACUUCCUUAUUAACAGUUUAGAAGAGAGAGCGCAUAUGUUGUAUUUUAUAUUUUAUGAACAAGUGGAAGCUUAUCUCUGCUCACAAAGAGUCUGUCUGCAUGAAUUUUAAUUUCUCUUUGAUGAUUUCCAUGUGACCUAAAACUCUUUCCUCCUCCUCUUUCUUUUACUUUCUCCUCAAGCGUGUUCAAAAUGUACCACCCCAGAUUUCAAAACUUCUUCUUUGCUGCGGACAACGUUAGUGACAUGAGCAAGUAAGUUGGAUUGAUCACAGACAAAAAAAAGACUUGAUUCAGCCUGAGUGUCUUCUUUUUUCUCGUCUUUGACAAAGAACCUACACGGAUCAGUUAAGACUGUUAAGUGAUGCAAGUCUAGCCUCUCUGUGAACAGAUGCCUCAGAUAUAGAACCAUUACUAAUGAUAAUCAGGGCACGAAAGGGGUGAAAUCGCACUCUAACAGGUGUUGGUGUAUACCGCCCCCUGCAGGCAGCUCUUCACAAUCCUGUUUUUAAACCCUUGGCUCUCAUUGAUUCUCAUGUAAAGCUGUGGUAGCCUUAACAUCAACAUCACUCAAAUUGAAUUACUUGUCAUCUGUUUUGAUAAAGCUUAUUAUUUCUUUCCUUCAGGUGGGUUAAAUGUCUGAUCACAGCCACACAGAAGCAUAAGCAGGGAGGCCCAGAAAGUGAAGAAGGUGAAGAAAUACUCUGUAACUUGUAUUCACUCCUUUUUUUUUUUUUUUAACUUUUAUUUAUUCCACAAUGAGUCAGAAGAUUCAUCUUAAAUAACAACAAUACAUAAGUGAUUUUUUCCCCCCUCAAACCCCCAGCCCGCCCCCUCCAGUCCCCGUACCCCCCCCAAAAAAAAAAAAAAAAAAAAAUUCUCAACAAAUACAUACCAGAAAAAAAAUAAAUAAAAGAAAAAAAAAAAAAAAAAAGAAAAGUAAAUGAUGAUGAUAAUGUGUAUUUCUGUAUUCAGACUCCUGCUUAUCAAAAGGAGGCACUUAAAUGAGCAUCCUUAACGCAUUGCAAUACCUAUAAUACCUAUUUGACUUGCUGUGGAGUGUCUUGCUGAGAUAAAAAUGCAUUGUUGAACAUACGUCUCUUAAGUUUGCUCGUCCAAUAGUUUGUGAUUGUGUUGGAAUAGUAACCUGUAAGUUUGUUGCACUUAAAAAUCAUAUCAAAGGUUGGUACUUUUUAUAUAAAUAGUUUGACAGCUUGUUUAUUUGUGCGCAGAAUGCUACAGUGAGACUGAAUCAGAGAGUGAGAGCUCACCUUCACCCCGCAGAAGAAUCAAGGUCCGUGGAUUAAAAAAUGUACUCAUCUGCGCACAAAAACAGAUCUUCUGUAGCAUAUUCUAGAUCCUUAUAGGAGUCUUUUUUUGUGUGUGUGUGUUUCAGAAAGUGCAGUCCAACACUUUGCCUCGGCCCAAAGGGAAAACUAACAAGGUGCCAUUAUCAAGUCCUUCAACAGGGGGCAGCAAAGGAACAGGUAAGGAGUGCCCUCGCUUAUACAAGCUUUCUGUGCUGCUUUGUUGUUCUCUCUUUUAUAAAUAAUUCCUUCAAACAGUGAAAACUCAGCCUUUCUUAUUGAUGUUUUAAUCAUUUCAUCUCUGUCAUGUCUCACGCUGUCUCUAUGUUAAGGAGGACAAGUGGACGAAAUGGGCAUGAUGCUGAACAACAUAAAGGAAGGAGGAGUGACUUUGAUCGGCAGCGAGCAGCCGUUUACGCACGACCACUUCAGGAAAUCAUUCAAACUGCGUAACAAGAACCCUGUCAUUAAUGAGAAGGCACACACGCUCCGGGCCCUGCAAAGUACCCUUAAGGUGACUCAUUCAGUGGGGCAUGUGUCAGGUCCUCAGAUUGCACACAUUUCACAAACCUUUUUUUCCUGAAUCUUUCUUAACUUUCUGAGCAUUUGCACAAGCUCAAGGUUAAAAUAAAACAGGUUAUGUUUGACUUCUCAUGAUAACUCAGACCUCUCUCUCUCUACAGGCCAAAGAGGCCGAGCUUCUGCAGCUCAACAAGCUGUUGGAGGAGUCUGACCUGACGGCCUCAAAGUAUCGCCAGUGGAAGGAGAACAACGAGGAACUUGUUCAAGAGAUUGACAGACUGGCCGCACUCAAGGCCUCCAAAGCAGGGGAAGAAAGGACAGUGCAGGACACACCUGCUGAGGAGGUUGCCUUAGAAACUGUUGCUACAGAAACAACUACCACAGAGACAGAGGGCGCAUACAGACUGAGCCUCAGUGACGGGGAGCAGUUAGUGGAUGCAGAACCGGCUGAUGUCCUCCUGGAGAUUCCUCAGGGCUCUCCGAGCGAAGAGGACAGCCCGGUGUUGGAGCUCUCACUGGGAUCGUUGCAGGAUUCAAUUAACCGAGAGCUGAGUGAAAUGGCCGGGAGCGGAGAAGCUGCCGAGCACUACUUUUACAUUUAAGACCCCCCGCUGGAAGUGUCAAAUCACUGCAAAGUUGCUCCUUUGAGACAAAUGAGCAAUGCUUUAAAAAAAAUGUUUUUUUAUGCUGUAAAGUGAAGAGGUGCAUCCCACUGACAGGAUCAGCCCGAAACGCACUUUAAUCAGGGUUGUGGGUGAAACACAACAGAUUUGGACCUAAACUCCCUCCCAGAAAGUGAAAUGAAUCUUGGGACACAGAAAUGAACAUAUUGCCAAGUGUCAUUUUGACUUAAGUGUGUAUUUAUAAAAUUAUAAGACUGUUUUACUUCAAGAAAAAAAAGAACCUUUCUUUGAAUUUAGAAAAAAUUGUAAUAUAAGUCAUGUUUCUUUUAAAGUGAUAUGUAAAUACAGUUUUAAAAAAAAUGUGCAUUUGUUCAUUGAUACUACCUUAAUAAAGGUAUUCCUGUAAAAUGUUUGUUUUAAA
Molecule: messenger RNA, 26169 nt
Organism: Xyrichtys novacula (pearly razorfish)
Lineage: Eukaryota; Metazoa; Chordata; Actinopteri; Labriformes; Labridae
Source: the annotation of a GenBank genome assembly